Diatraea saccharalis (sugarcane borer) is the source of this 1056-nucleotide messenger RNA. NCBI's taxonomy places the organism in Eukaryota, Metazoa, Arthropoda, Insecta, Lepidoptera, Crambidae. The record is from the annotation of a GenBank genome assembly.
AUGGAGGACACAAUUAAGUCAACUCUACAAGAGGAAAUUAAAACAAAACAGCAGAAUACGGUCUACACAGAAAAGACAGAACAAGAAUUAGAAGACCUAAUCAAGAGGGUAGUGGAACACAGAAUCAAAUGGACACCCAGAAAUGGAGAAGUAAGGAUCGACAGGAUCCGUAAAGUAAAGGAUCAAAAAAUACUUAUCGGAUGCAGCAAUAGAGGGGAAAUUAAAAAAGAGGAGGAGAAACUAAAAAAAAGGCAAGAACAUCAAAUUGGAAGCGAUAAAAAACAAAGACCCGCUAGUCAUAAUAAAGGAGUAAAUUUUAAAAUGACAGACGACGAGAUCUUAGAUGCUAUAAUAAAGCAGAACUCUGAGAUCCUGACGAAAAAGAUAUCAGUAAAAGAUCAUUUCUAUUUAUUGGGCUAUGAGAGUGGUGUCAUGGUCGCCCUCGAAACUGCAGCUAUUUUAGAGGAAUAUGGAUUAUCCGGUACAGUAUACUUGAUAGGUACAUCUCCCGAUAAAUUUAAAUCAAUACUUAAAAAUGAAAUUAAAAAAUAUGAAACUGACGAUGAAUUGCAAAUAGCUGUUCUUAAGCACAUGUACAAACUGAUGUGUGGUGCGGAACUCAGUCUGGACAUUGACGAAACAUUGGAAUGGAAUGAACGAAUCGAGUCAUGUAUUAGAGAUUUACUUCCACGCGUUUCAUUGUCAGCACAGUACUCAAGGCUGAAUCUGAUGAUGCCUUACCAUCGUAUCAAGCAAGCAUUGCAGUACGAACCUCAGCCGCCACCUCUUAAAUCCAAAAUUGUAUUGCUCCUUCCGAACAGUUCUGGUAAUGAUGCAGCUUGUGAAGAGCUACAGAAGUACAGCAAACAGCCGCUUGUUGUUCACAAUCUAACUCUUCCUCUUGCUCAAGCGCUGCAGGAUUUGCGUUGCGCUACCUACAUCAAUCAACAUUUAGACGACGCUGUUCUAGAGGAGUACAAUACGAAGAAUCAUUGCGAAACCUACCUUCUGUGCGCAGACACGUUUAUAAGAUAUAAUUCUCAAGAUAUUGAGUGA